Molecule: messenger RNA, 1623 nt
Organism: Cladophialophora yegresii CBS 114405
Lineage: Eukaryota; Fungi; Ascomycota; Eurotiomycetes; Chaetothyriales; Herpotrichiellaceae
Exons: 7
Coding region: 1-1623 (540 amino acids)
Biological process (GO): transmembrane transport; carbohydrate transport
Cellular component (GO): membrane
Molecular function (GO): carbohydrate:proton symporter activity
Source: RefSeq, a predicted model, not a curated record
AUGUACCAGAUAGGGAACAUCUACUUCAUCACGGCCAUUGCCGUCAUUGGUGGUGGCCUGUUCGGUUUCGAUAUCUCCUCGAUGUCUGCCAUCAUCGGCACGCAGCAGUACAAAUGCUAUUUCAACCAAGGCCCGCAUGGACCUCCGCAAUGCUCUGGUCCCCGAUCUGAUGUCCAGGGUGGCAUCACUGCGUCCAUGCCUGGCGGUUCAUUCGUCGGUGCUCUAGCAUCAGGCUUCUUGUCUGAUAUCUUUGGUCGCAAGAGAGCGAUUCAAAUUGGUGCCGUCAUCUGGUGUAUCGGCUCGAUCAUCGUGUGCGCUUCCCAGAACAUUGGCAUGCUUGUGGUUGGUCGUUUCAUCAACGGAUUCAGUGUCGGUAUCUGCUCUGCUCAAGUCCCCGUCUAUGUGUCCGAACUGGCACCUCCCAGCAAACGAGGACGAGUGGUCGGAGCCCAACAGUGGGCAAUUACCUGGGGUAUCCUGAUCAUGUUCUACAUCAGCUACGGCUGCAGUUUCAUCAAUGGCGUAGCUGCCUUCCGUGUUCCGUGGGGCUUGCAAAUGAUUCCUGCCAUCAUCCUCUUCUUUGCCCUCUUCCUCCUUCCAGAGAGUCCCAGAUGGUUGGCACGCAAAGAUCGCUGGGAAGAGUGCCACGGUGUUUUGGCUCUUGUUCACGCAAAGGGCGACCGCAAUGCACCUUUUGUGCUGCUCGAGCUCAACGAGAUCAAGGACAUGUGCGAGUUCGAGCGCAGAAAUGCCGACGUAACAUACCUCGAGCUGUUCAAGCCCAAGAUGCUCAAUCGAACGCAUAUUGGUGUUUUCACCCAGAUCUGGAGCCAGCUUACUGGUAUGAACGUAAUGAUGUAUUACAUCACUUAUGUCUUUGGCAUGGCUGGUCUCUCUGGCAAUACGAACCUGGUGGCCUCGUCGAUUCAAUAUGUCAUCAACGUCUUCAUGACUAUCUUCGCCCUCAUGUUUAUCGAUCGUUGGGGACGUCGAUGGCCACUGAUGAUUGGCUCCACCUUCAUGGCUAUUUGGAUGUAUGCCAAUGCCGGACUGAUGGCCUCUUAUGGCUCUCCGGCCCCUCCUGGAGGAGUCGACCACGUCGAGGAAGAGUCCUGGCAGAUUCACGGUGGCGCGGCCAAGGGUGUCAUCGCUUGCACAUAUUUGUUCGUGGCGUCCUUUGCUCCAUCGUGGGGUCCGGUAUCGUGGAUUUAUCCGCCCGAAUUGUAUCCUCUGCGCGUCAGAGGCAAGGCAGUCGCUCUGACCACAUCGGCCAACUGGAUCUUCAACUUCGCCCUCUCAUACUUCGUCCCUCCAGCAUUUGUCAACAUCAAGUGGAAGGUGUACAUCAUUUUUGGUGUGUUCUGCACGGCCAUGACCAUUCACGUAUUCUUCUGCUUCCCUGAAACGGCCGGCAAGACUCUCGAAGAAGUUGAGGAGCUCUUCUUGAGCAAUGUCAAGCCGUGGAACACUCGCGUCGAGUAUAACAAAAUCAAGAGAGAAGAGCAUGGCGAGGUCGAUGCUGAGAGGAAGCUGAGCUACGCUCUCCACCAUGAGCGGCAGGAAAGUGACCAUGCUGAGGUUGGUCACACGACUCAAACAGUCGAGAAAAAUGAGGCGUCCUGA